CUCGAAACAAAUCAACAUUGUUAAAAUUAGAACUUCCACUCUCUCUCCCCCUCUCUAACUUGUUGUUGAACAAUUGAAAUUCCAGCAGAAAUCCAGGCUCCCUAAACCCAAAAAUCUGAUUCGCCGAUUGACUAAAGCACUCCCUGCCUUCAACAGCAAACCAGCAUGGUUUCUGACCACCCAACCUGCCCCACCUUUUGAUGUUGAUGUUUCCAAAGACUUUUUUUUUUGACAAAUGCCUGUUGGUUCAUUGGGGCAAAACGUCGAACCGAAUAAUUGGGGGGCAAUGCUUGCCUAGACUUCCAGCAGUCCGGGGCUCAAGAAAUUUGGCUCAGGCGGCGGUUUAUGGCGUUGGGGGGUCACUUGACCACCCUUGCUUGGCCGACUUGGCUGACUGCUUAUUGCCGAAAUAUCCUAAGGCAGAGCAGAGCAGAAUUGGGGGUUCUGAUUCAAAAGUUUAUAGUUUGAGACUAUUUCCCAAAAGAAGAAAAAAAAGGUUUUCAAGUGAAUGUGAAUGGAGGAUCCUAGUUUAAUAUACAGCCUCAGCACCCAAGAGUUAAAUCUCUUCUCUUCAUGAAUGAUUAGAAGUUAUUGUUGCAGGGUAAAGCUCUGGUGUUCGUGUGUUGCCAAUGAAGUUUUCCUGCUUGAGCAAAGGUGGUGGUUACCAUUUCCCACCAUGUCACAUACUCAACAUAUGUGGUUUUAGCAUUUUAUUGGAUUGCCCAUUAGACCUUUCAGCUCUUACAAUCUUCUCCCCUAUUCCUACUAGUUCAAAAGCUAGUUCCUUAGAUAAAGAGAAUCCCAGUUGCCCAAACCAUAGUGAUUCUUCAGAUUUGGAGGAGCCUAUGGUUCGGAAGAGACAAAAAGUCGAAAAGCCCCUGGAUGCCGAUGAUUUAAUUUAUGCAGAGCCUUGGUACAAAACUGUCAAGAACUUGCACCUGUGGAAUGUCUCGUUUAUUGAUGUGGUAUUGAUAUCAAGUCCAACGGGUAUGCUAGGAUUACCAUUUCUUACUCGAAUGAAGGGUUUUUCUGCUAAGAUAUAUGUGACUGAAGCAACAGCAAGACUUGGACAGCUUAUGAUGGAGGAUCUUGUUUCAAUGCAUCUGGAAAUCAGACAGUUUUUUGGACCUGAGGAGUCGUCUUUUCCCCAGUGGAUGAAGUGGGAAGAUCUUACGCUUCUUCCGUCUUCAUUGAAAGAGGUAGCUUUAGGCAAAGAUGGGGGAGAACUGGGUGGUUGGCUUUCCUUGUACAGUGCAGCUGAUGUGAAGGAUUGCAUGCAGAAGGUUCUGAGACUUAAAUAUGCAGAGGAAAUCUGCUACAACAGCACAUUGAUCAUAAAGGCAUUCAGUUCGGGUUUAGAAAUAGGCUCUUGUAAUUGGACAAUAAAUGGUCCCAAGGGAGGCGUUGGCUUUAUUUCAAGUUCCAUCUUUGAUUCUGCUCAUGCAAUGAAUUUUGAUUACAAUGCUCUUCGAGGGAAUGAUAUAAUAAUAUAUUCAGAUUUCUCAUUCUCGGAUACCACGGAACAUGUUGAGAGUGGCUAUGAUAACUCCAUUCCAACUACUUGCAAUUGGUCAUCUCUCAGAAAUUAUGAAAAUGAUUGUCAAGAGUUGGCCAAGUCCUUACUUAAUGUUGAUGAGGGUUUGGAGGAAAGGGACAAGCUAGCUUUUAUAUGCUCCUGUGUCAUUGAUUCCGUAAAAGCUGGAGGUUCAGUCCUUAUUCCCAUUAGUCGACUGGGAAUUGUUCUGCUGCUGUUAGAACAGAUAUCAACUUCACUAGAUGUUUCAACUUUGAAGGUUCCUAUGUAUAUUAUUUCUUCUCUAGCUGAAGAAUUCUUGGCUUUCUCCAACAUCAUACCUGAAUGGCUAUGCAAACAGCGGCAAGAAAAGCUUUUUUCUGGUGAGCCAUUGUUUGCACAUGCCAAGCUUGUAAAUGAGAAGAAGCUUCAUGUGUUUCCGGCAGUUCAUUCACCCAAAUUAUUCCAACUAUCACUUCAAUCUCACCUCUUUUGUGGACAAAAAAUCAAUGUAUACCAAAAGAAAAAAAAGAAAAAUUUGCAACCAAAAGUUGUUCUGCUACCUAAAGAUUUGAAGCAGAUUAGCUCUUUGAAAUCAAAUUCAUGCUCGACCUUUCACUACUGCAUUAAUGAAACGUUACGUAUACCAAGCUUGAAGGACAAUUCAGAACUAGAGAUUGCAACAGAUUUAGCUUCCCAGUUUAAUUGGAGGAACUUGAAACAGGAAAAUAUUAAUAUGACAAGGUUAAAGGGAGAGCUCUGCGUAGAUCAUGGAAGACAACGGUUGUCCACUGGCAAUCAAGAGUCCUCAGAGAGUAGACCGCUGGUACACUGGGGUUCACCUGAUUUGGAGAAGCUUUUGGUUGUGUUAUCAAACAGGGGCAUCAAGGCAACGCUUAGCGAUGCAUUUGGUUCUGAAUCAGAAAGUGCUUCUCUAGUACAUGUCCAUGAUCCCAACCAAGCUCUUAUAGAAGUCAGAACAACAAGCACUGUUAUUAGUACUGCUCAUGAAAGUUUGGCCUCCAUUAUUUUUGAAGCUAUAGGUAGUGUUCUAGAUGGCGUUUAGAUGAAAGGAAUUUCACUUGUUUCAUGCAAUUCUUAUCGGCCAUGUUUGGUGACUAGGAUUGGACUGGCAACAUGCAUAGUUUACUGUAUGUAACGAUGAGAUAUUGCUACUUUUCUUUGCAAAGGUGACAGUUAAGGCGGCCAGAAGGAUUUCUACCUUACUUGCUGUCUUUGCUUCAACAACUGGACAAAGGAUUAGUUUCCAUAAGUCGACUUUCUUUUUUUCCAAAAAUGUUUCUAAUGCUUGCCGACAACAAUUGGUCCAAUUUUUGCAAAUACAGCAUAAAGUUACUUUGGAAAGGCCUCUUGGAAUAAAUAAUAUCCUGAAGUGGAAGGACUCCUUUAAUACCUCGGAUUUCCUGGACUGCUCAGAGGAAAUUCUCUUCUUGGAAAGGUAACUUACUGCAGCUCCUAUUGCAAAUAGGGCCCCUAUUUCCAUCCUUUCCCGAGAUUUCCUCUAAUAUUGUUGGUAAUUUGUCUUAAUAAUUUGUCUCGGUAAUUUUUCUGGAGAAAGGAUGGACAUAGGGCCCCUCCUAUUGCUUGGAAGGAAAUCCGUUAACCUUGCAGCUCUUACAAAAUUGGGUUGGAAUGUUCUUAAUUGCCUCAAAAAUGGUGAGUUCAACUUGUAUCAAAAAUUUAUUUGUUUCAUCACUCCUUUUUCGCGGCUCCUAUUAAAUCUGGACAUUCUGCAACCUGGAAAGCAAUUUCGGAGGCUAGAGAUCUACUUUGUAAUGGUAAUGAACCGUUGGUAAUGGUGAGCUUAUCUCUUCCUGGACUCAUAUUUGAGUCCUUUUUCCUUUAUUCCUUCUCCUUGAUGUCUCUCAGCAGCGUAAUGUUGAUUGGGACCUAAAGGUUUGUAAUUUAUUCAAGAUGGUCUGUUGGAAUGAGGAAGAUCUUAGAAAAGAAAAGUUGUGCUUUA
Prunus avium (sweet cherry) is the source of this 3497-nucleotide messenger RNA. Lineage: Eukaryota; Viridiplantae; Streptophyta; Magnoliopsida; Rosales; Rosaceae. The record is from RefSeq and is a predicted model, not a curated record.